Messenger RNA from Pangasianodon hypophthalmus (striped catfish), 1152 nucleotides. RefSeq names its product S100 calcium binding protein A10a (gene s100a10a). The record is from RefSeq and is a predicted model, not a curated record. Gene Ontology annotation, cellular component: cytoplasm. The transcript is spliced from 3 exons. Lineage: Eukaryota; Metazoa; Chordata; Actinopteri; Siluriformes; Pangasiidae. Bases 137 to 442 code for a protein of 101 amino acids. Gene Ontology annotation, molecular function: calcium ion binding.
CCCUCAGUUUCCUACUAAAGGGCGGCGCCCGUCUAUAAAUUCACAACCACGCAGUCCUACAGACUACACUUCUCCAGCACGGCUCUGCUGUCCUCUUCUUUUCUUCACACUCCUGCUUGAGAGAACCACCACAGCCAUGCCGUCAGACCUCGAAAAGGCUAUGGAGUCCCUGAUUUUGGUGUUCCACCGCUACGCGUCCAGAGAGGGGAACACCAACACCCUGAGCCGCCGUGAGCUCAGAGAGCUGAUGGAGAACGAGCUCUCCAACUUCCUCAGGUCUCAAAAAGACCCUGGUACAGUGGACAAGAUCAUGAGGGACCUGGACACAAAUCGAGAUGGAGAAGUGAGCUUUGAGGAGUUUGUGUCUUUAGUGGUUGGUCUGUCCAUCGCCUGCGAACAGUGUUAUCAGUUACAUUUGAAGAAGAUAGGAGGCCGAAAAUGAAAAGACGAGCAACAAGGAGUAUUUACACGUUUGUGCUGUUAAUAAUGAUGUUGUCCUUUAAUUGCAGAUUGUGCGAUUGCUUUUAAAACUGGAAAAGAACAUUGUAUGUAUGUUUUAAUAAAAGAGAAAGAGAAAAGAAACAAAAAGGAAGUGAGGAGAUUGGAUUGACAAACCUGUUUGCCGUUAUCUCUCAGUGCACAGGCAUUAGAGGUAAAAGUCCAGUGGGAAAGUGGGCAUGGCAUGUCAUUUAUGACAUUCUACUCUUUGCCCUGCAUACUUUACUUUAUAGCUUCCAACAACAUUUCAGUAUUUUCAAGGUCUGGGGAAUGCCAUUCCCAACACUAGUUUGUAAGUUAAGAUGCCUUGAUCUGCACAUUUUUGCAUUUUCUUGGCACCUGAUCCAGAAAGGUUAACCAAAAAACAUUAAACUGCUUUAAGUCUUUUGUAAUUUGGACCUGCCUGUGCUUGCUUGGCCAUUGUACUGGAAUUAAACUUUGUCCUCACACUCCUGUGCAAACUCUUUAGAAUGUUCUAGACUCUAGAGGUCACAAGACACUACAGACUUUAGAUCUAUAGACACCAUGGUGCCUAAACUAUUACAAGCAACUGGAAAACCACUGAUUAGUCACUGUUUAUUCUGAGGAUAAGUGUUAACAAAUGUGAACAUGUGAUUGAGGGUUUUUUCAGUAAAUGCCUUGUUUUUUCCAUAA